Messenger RNA from Paramecium sonneborni, 699 nucleotides. Lineage: Eukaryota; Ciliophora; Oligohymenophorea; Peniculida; Parameciidae. The record is from the annotation of a GenBank genome assembly.
AUGAGAAAUUCAACAUUAAAUAAACUUUCAGAGUAGAGAUAAUAAGGAAGAAAUUCUUAAAAUCUAUCCGAUUUAACAGUUUAAGAAUCAAGCAAUUAUCGUCUGAGAUUUACACCUUUGACUUCACCAUCUACAAGGCAUAAAGGAACAAUUUUAGUGAAAAGUCAUGAAACAAUUGUACUGAAUAUGUUGUCAUCCACUAAUAGACAGAUAGAUUAACCUUUUAAAGCUUGUUAAGAAUGUAAUUGUGAUUUUGGAGUUGUUUAUUAAUAUUGUAAAUGUAAAGGAAUUACAUAUCAUGAAAAGUGCAUUUAGGAUACCGCUAGAAGGAACGCAAAAAAGUAUAAAGAAUUAGCAUUUAUUUGCAAAAACGAAUGUUCCUAUUCAUUUCAAAUAGGAGGAUACUAUAUGUAUGAAAUGGUUUAGAAUUAGGAGAAACAUUAAUACUAUUGGAAAGUGGCUCAUUCUGUUCAUGGUGAUUGUCUUUCUUGUGUUGAUUAUCUUGGCAAUUUUUAUUUUUGUUUUUCGAGAUAAAUUGAAAAGUAUUCAUGUCAUAAUAAUCGUAAUUGCAAAGAUUGUGCUUUUAAUUUUGAUUACUUUUUUACUGAAUAAACUCAAGCUCAAUUAUUAUAUAUUAUACUGGCAUCUCAAACCUACCUUGAUUAAUCAAAGGCAAUGUAUUAGUCAUAAAGAAAUUGA